GCACGAAAAACCAGUGUACGAGUAAUGAACACGUAUUGGAUUUGUUCUGAAUUUAUUCGCUAGGACCAUUGUCAUCACUUUCACUUUCCACGCGAUUUUGCUAUAAUAGUGGUUCUAGUGUGCAUACACUGCACCGAGGCGCAGUCGCCAUGGAUGACACCAUGUCGACCCUUACGAAAAUGACACGCACGGUAAAAAAACUGGAGGUACCCAGGCCCCUGAAAUCUACGACUAGCACCGCGCACAACCGCAACUCUGUGCUGGAUGUCAAAAUAAAUUCUGUUGAUGAUCUGAUAGUUUUGACGGAGGCUGUGGCAUACCAAAUGAUGCAGGGCAACUACGACCGUGCGCUUCAAAGCAAUGUGGCCACCAUGUAUUCUAACCUUAAGCUUUAUGGCGCUCAGCUCGAAGCCCUCUUUAAGGACUUCCUUGAUAGAUAUUUUGUUGUGUUCCGCAAUGGUUCACAAGACGAACGACUGGACAAGAAGACUAGACUGCACCUUCUCGAGCUUAUCGAGUUGCGCGCCAAACAUUGGCAGGGAUCCGACUACAUGAGUCAGUAUUAUAGGCACCGUGGCACACAUGCUGAGCCACUAUUGGUGCCGACGAUGGAAGGAUCGGGCAUGGGCGGCUCGGUGUCCCCUACGCUGGCUGCGCCAACCGAGCCGCCCACUCUGCUGGGCCCGGGCGAGGUCAUCAAGCCCUCUGGCAAAUUCCCCAAGCCCACUAAGAUCCCCGGAAAGAACUACUCCAAGGACGAGGUUGUUAUCAGAAACGCUGAUUCUGGAAAAGUGAUGGGUAUCAAGGGCAGGAGGGUGCACAUGAUCGAGGAGCUAAGUGACACGAUUAUAUCAUUUCAGCGAGUGAGCCCUGGUGCUAAGGAGCGUCUCGUUCAGAUCACCGGGCCCAAUGAGGAGAACGUAAAUCACGCGAAGCACUUGAUUGGUGACACUAUCCGUCGCAACGCGUCGCCGGUGCGACUGGAGGGCGCGCUGGAUGCGCAGCUAUGCGACUCCCGCGCCAGUCUCGACUCGGCCGGCUCGGAUGAAGCGCCUCGCCCGAGGGAGAAAUCCCCGCACAAUUCCCGAGCUUUACUACAUAGUUUUUCUACGAACGACGCCGCAUUAGGAGAAUAUAAGUACACUGUGACUUUUGGGCAACAUUCCAUUAAGAUCACGGGCCAUAAUUUGGAUCUUGUCAAGACUGCAAAACUGGUGCUGGACGAGUACUUCGAGAGCGCGGGCGCGUUGGAGGCGAUGGGUGCCGGGUCAGGCGACUUCUUCACGCUGUCACAGCGACCCGGCGCCGCGCUGCUGCUGCGCGAUGACGCCGCGCUCAACGGCGCCGACGACGACGUCUUCGCGCCGCCCAACGCGCAAGCGGGCGCCGACGCAGUGGACCUGCAAGCGGGCGAGGCGGAGUGCACGCCGCGCCGCCCGCGGUUCUCGCGCGCCACCAGCACCGACAAGAACCAAGGUGGCGGCGCGCGACAGACGUACACAUACGAGACAUUGGUGCAGUACGCGGACUCGCCGCUGAGCAAGCUGCCGCCGGCCGGGAUGGCCGCGUUCCCGCCGGAGCUCGCGCGCAAGAGCUGCUUGGAGUUCGACAGCGUCAGCUACCUGAAGAAGGUGCGCGCAGCCGCCGGCACCACCGUCGCCGCCGUCGACGCGCCUGAUUCCCCCGAGCCGGAAUAAAACUUCUGCUGUACACAGUUCGCUCGCACCGCACACCACGCACACGAUACUUGUUCUCAGAAAAGUAAAAGUGUAAGCGCUGUAGAUUGAAAGUUUAAUCCAUUAUCAAUGCCAUAAGGACG
Molecule: messenger RNA, 1819 nt
Organism: Hyposmocoma kahamanoa
Lineage: Eukaryota; Metazoa; Arthropoda; Insecta; Lepidoptera; Cosmopterigidae
Gene: mxt
Product: eukaryotic translation initiation factor 4E-binding protein Mextli
Exons: 13
Coding region: 150-1697 (515 amino acids)
Biological process (GO): regulation of formation of translation initiation ternary complex; positive regulation of translation
Cellular component (GO): cytoplasm; RNA cap binding complex
Molecular function (GO): translation initiation factor activity; eukaryotic initiation factor 4E binding; RNA binding
Source: RefSeq, a predicted model, not a curated record